UGUAUUUUGUUUUGAUUUAUCGGUUUGCACUGGUCAAUCAGCCCAAUCAUUACCCCAGUUAGCGAAAUCUUCCGUAAACCCAUCGCACAGGCCGAGCCCAGUGACGAAAUUAAAUUGGAACUGCCAUCCCCAGCCCACUCUAGCUAUCCGGUGAUAUGUCUACUGCAGUGUAUUACGACAACCUCCAGAUGCCACUUGAAGACAUUCAUUCCAAACCCAGCAACAUUUUACCUUCAUUAGCACAGAUUAUACCUCCAAUGAGCCACCAAUCGCAGCAGCCCCACAGUAUUCAGUCUUCCUCGUCGUCGUCCUACACCCACGAUGCGUCGCUUGUAGCCGUAGCUGCUUCUCCAGCCAACUCCACUCCCACGACAACCACCGGGCAGAUUUCUCCCAACUUGGUAGGUUCCAGCUUGCCUGUCGCAGUCAACGUUUCCGGCAUGCCUGUUUAUACCGAUUCCAAGACGUUGUACCCUUCUAGCCAGUCUGAUGUUUACGUCGGGCUGCAACUUCUGACUGCCAGCACGACACCAGCUGCCUUAGCUUACUCUGUCAACUCCAACAUUAGUCCCAGCAUCAACGUUAAUGGCAAUGCUACCUACGGCACAAGCCAGAUGGUUGGACCUGGUCCGAUGAACGGUGCCGAAGAAAAAUGUAUUUGCAAACUGAACGCUAACCGUAUUCCCAGACCGCGGAAUGCUUUCAUUCUCUUCAGACAGAAGUAUCACCAGUCGGUACUCGACGAAGGCAACGUGAUCCGGACCAAUCCCGAGGUUUCCCGUGAAUUGGGCCGUAGAUGGCGUUCGCUUUCGGCUUCAGAAAAGGACCACUGGAACAACUUGGCCGAGGAAGAAAAGAAGAAUCAUGCCAAAAAGUACCCUGGAUACCGUUACACACCUAGAAGAAAUGGUAAGAACAAGAAUUGCCCUGCUUGCCGCCAAAAAGCUAUGAGACAGCAACAGGUUCAAUUGCACAACCAACAGAUGCUCCAGAUUCAGCAGGAACAGUACCAGCAGUACUUGCAACUUCAGCAGCAACAGCAACAACAGCAACAACACAUAAUGAGCCAACAACAGCAACAGCAACACAUAAUGAGUCAACAACAGCAACAACAACAACAACACAUAAUUGGACAGCAGCAACAACAGCUGCAACAGCAACAGCAGCAACAAAAUCUAGUGGCCCAGCAGCCUCAGAAUGCUCAGCAAAUUCAGCUCCAGCAACAACAGCAAAACUCGCAGCUUGCGGGUGCAAAUCUUAUGGGUGCAAACCAGCAGUAUGUGAUUUCGUCAAACCCUUACCAUGGCAACGUUCUUGUGGCUCCUCCGGCAGCUGCAAACUACCAGGUUUCGUUCAACAACGAUUUGGGCAGUGUUGGCAAUACAAGCAGCAGCAGCAACCAAGACAAGUUGUCGCCGUUAUCCAAUAUCCCCAACCAACAAUUUGCAUUACAUCCUAAUACCCAACAAGUCCCUGCUGGAUCAGGCACUACUCUGCAUAACCCUUCUCAUCUAAGCUCAGCUUCCAACGAAAUAAUUGGUGGUUCUGGCGCUCAGUUUGCUAUUGGCUACGAUCAGCACCAGCAGGUACAGCAGGUACAACAGCCGGUUGCGGGCUACUACCAGCAUCAGCAGAGGUACAACUCUGCUCCGGGAGGAAACAACUACGGCUACGACAGUUUUGGUGUUCAGCACGGUUCGCAACAAUAAGCUGCAAGACCGGCUCAAAUUGAAAUUCCCUUGUAUAUAUAAAAAGGUGAACUAGUUUGGAACAGUGGACGUUGAACUAAUAGUCUGGUUUUGCGGACGAGUUGUUCCCUCUGUAUACUGCAGAAUAUUGUAACAUUAUUUGACAUUAAAUUUAGUUAGACUUUAAAUAUGAUGGAUACUUCAGCAUCAUAAUAAUUAUUGUACAAAUAAAACGUUUCAAAAUAG
This is a messenger RNA of Scheffersomyces stipitis CBS 6054, 1934 nucleotides long. It is a transcript of the gene RFG1, whose product is annotated as ROX1-like HMG-box transcription factor. The transcript has a single exon. Gene Ontology annotation, molecular function: RNA polymerase II cis-regulatory region sequence-specific DNA binding; DNA-binding transcription factor activity, RNA polymerase II-specific. Gene Ontology annotation, biological process: anatomical structure morphogenesis; negative regulation of transcription by RNA polymerase II; cell differentiation. The record is from RefSeq and is a predicted model, not a curated record. NCBI's taxonomy places the organism in Eukaryota, Fungi, Ascomycota, Pichiomycetes, Serinales, Debaryomycetaceae. Bases 156 to 1709 code for a protein of 517 amino acids.